This is a messenger RNA of Dermatophagoides farinae (American house dust mite), 2538 nucleotides long. RefSeq names its product nicastrin. The record is from RefSeq and is a predicted model, not a curated record. Gene Ontology annotation, cellular component: plasma membrane. Gene Ontology annotation, biological process: Notch receptor processing; protein processing. Lineage: Eukaryota; Metazoa; Arthropoda; Arachnida; Sarcoptiformes; Pyroglyphidae.
AUAAUAAUUGUCAUUUUUUUUGUGUCACCUGGAUUUAAAUUGAUUUUUUAAAUCAUCAUCAAUAAUUUUAUUACUCAAAACAAAUGGCCAAUACUAAUCAUCAUCAUCGUUUCAAAAUGAUGAUGAUGAUGAUGAUAGUGAAAUCAUCGAAAUCUUUGAUAAAACAAAAUUCAUUCGAUAUCAUUAAAUUUUCAUUAUUAUUAUUAAUGUUCAUAUUGAUCAAUCAACCUACUGGUUGCCAUUCUGGUACGGUGGAGAAAAAAAUCUAUCAUGAAAUACAAGUACAAAAUUUUUGUUUCUUACGUUUUAAUGCUACCAAUCAAAUUGGCUGCAGUGAUUCCAAAUUUGGCAAUGAAGGUUUGAUUAAAAUCAUCAAUAAUGAUAAUGAUAUGGAAGAAAUUAAAAGUGGUCAAUCAGCCUAUGUUCCUGUGAUAACUAGUAAACAAUUUAAUUUUACAACAUUGAUGGCCUUUAAAAAAUCUGAUCAUGUAGCUGGCGUUCUUGUACUAGAUUAUGGCCGACCCGCAUCUGGUUUUUCAUCCGAUCGUUCUUGUCCAAAUCAAAUGUUUGAUCUUUAUACUAAUGAUGAUAAAUAUGGAUUUUGCCGUAAGAUUCAAUGGAAUAAACCGAAUCCACAACAUUAUGAUAAUGGUUUACUUUAUGAACAUUGGCCCUUUCCAAUAUUUUUCCUACGUAAUCAAACCGAUAUUGAUUGGUUAUUGAAUAAAACUGCACAACAUCAAGAUUGGCCAAAAUUGGCUGCUGAAUUCAAAGCACCAAUGCAUGGUGCUGUUGAUUCCAUCACAUGUACUCGCCGUUCAAUACUUAGCCAGGAUUCAUGGUUUUCAUUGAUGCCCAUUUCAUUUUGUGAACCAUUGGGUGGUAUCAAUAUCUAUUCACAUACAUUCAAAUUAAAUGAUUCAGACUCUUUGCCUGAUAAUUCUGUUGUCGUUUUGGCUACACGUUUGGAUACAUUUAGUAUGUUUGAUGGAUUAGCACCGGGUGCCGAUUCCGUUAUGUCAUCUUUGAUAACAAUUAUUGCUAUUGCUGAAAUAUUGUACAGACCUGAUAUUCAAUCAAAAUUGAUCAAUAACGAUAAUAGACGAUCAUUAUUUAUUGCUUUAUUCGAUGGUGAAGCAUUUGAUUAUAUAGGCUCAAGUUCAGCUGCAUUCCAAAUGAAAGAGAAAAUUUUUCCAUUACCGAAAAAACGUUCGGAUGAAAAAUCCUUGCAAUUUGAUUUUUCGAAAAUAUUUCAAUGGAUUGAAUUUGAACAAAUUGGUCUACAUAAAAUUUCCGAAAAAUUACCACUUUAUUUGCAUAAAAAUCCUGGUACAAAUAGUAAACAAUUGAUCAAUAUAAUACAGAAUGAAAGCAAUAAAUUCAAAGAUUUACAAAUGAAUGAAACACCUGACGAAAUGCCAUUGCCACCAUCAUCUGUACAAAGUUUUCUCAAAUUGCGCAAAGAUAUUGAACACAUUGUCAUCACCAAUCAUCGUGAUGAAUUCAUCAACAAAUAUUAUAAUAGCCUUUUUGAUGAUGGUUCUGAUAUGAUGAAUUCAAUCGAAUUUAAAAAAUCAUAUUUAGACCGAAUCAAAUCUGUUGCCACGUUAUUUGCCCGUGUUGUUUAUCAAUCAAUCACUGGUCAACCGUUGGAUCUGGACAAGCAAGCCGACGAAGAAUUAAUUUCUAUGUUAAUGGAAUGUUUAUUGCACAAUUCUAAUUGUAAAUUAUUCUCCAUUAUUUUACAGCCGUCUAAUAUAACGGCCGAAUCGAAUAAUGAUGAUGGUGAUGGAAAUGGUACAAUUUAUUCGGAUUCAAAUGUAAAACAUAUUUUACCGCCAUAUCCAAGUUAUGUUAGCGUGUAUCAAGCUGAUCCACGAACAAAAAUCCUCAGACAAUAUAUUCGACGUAUUUUGAAUUAUUUUACCGGUGAAAAUAUGCAUGUAGCAUUCGAUAAAUGUGUAUCAAUGGCUAAUUCGGAUCCCUACCAUACAUAUCUGUGGCAAAUGGGUCAAUCUCUUCUUGGUGAAUGUGUUCGUUCUAAUGUAUUCACUGUGGAUUGUGUUUCACCGGCAUUUGAUGGUCAAACUUUGGAUAUACGAAAAUCUUUUGUGGAUCAUAAUGAAUAUGCAGCUUGGACUGAAAGUAAAUGGGAUGCUGUUAGCCUUAGAAUUUUUGUUCAACCAAAUCCAUUGCAACAGUAUCUCAUUGUCAUUACUGGUGUUGUCAUUUCUAUUGUUUUCGUCACAUUAUUCGUCUAUUUUAAUCGUAAUUACCAAUAUUAUUUUCGACCAAUGAAUGAUACCUGUCAGACUACUGAGAAUCUUCCCACAUGUACUGCUGAAAAUAUUACACAAACAUUCCAUGAUACUAGUGGUGAUAAUCGAAACGUUGUACAAUCAUCAGAAUUGAAUAUAGAUGUAAAUGCAAUUAUCGAUUCAGGUGAUAAUCGUGAUCCAACAAUAGCCUGAAUUUUUGAUGGAAAUAUCACUAUUUUUCAAUUGAUUAAUUAUUAUAAUAAUUUAAUUUUCUCUGGUC